AAAAUAAACCUAGUAACAGUUUCAAAUGACGCAAAGCCCCACAGUUGGUACACUGUGCGUUUGGAUUUGAAUCGUAUGAUUGUGUCGGUCUCCCUCCUCACCAGCUCACAAUGCUGACCUACAACACUUCACCCACUUCUUCUUCUUCAUCUUUAACAACAAAUCUUUUAUAAGUUCUGUUGGAUCUGAGAACCCACCUUUCUUUAAUCUUCAUUUUGUUGUUAGCAUCUGAACACUUGAAUUAUUUUGUGGGUUAAGGUUAAUCGAUUGUGGGUGUUCAGAUGGGAUCGAGCACCAGUAAAUCUAUGGAUCCUGAACCCUCAUUGGGUCGCCGGAGUUAUUCAAGAAAUGUGUUUCAGGCUUCUUGUAUUCGACCCACAUCUGGAUCUUCUGAUAGUAGUGACGACACUGAUGAUGAAGAACAGGUAUCCGAUCAUGAGGCCAAACAAAAUGAUACUGAAUGCAACAUGUCAAACAUGAAUUCAUCAAAGUCAAAAGGUAAACUAUACCAGAACAAAAAAGUCAAACGGGCUAAAAAUCAAGCUCAAGUACCUUCCGAAACACAUUUUGGUGAAUGGGGUGAAUCAAGCCUGAGUGGCACUUCACGAAACGAGAGUGGUUCAUCUCACAACCCGUCAAGUAACUUUCUUUCGCGUUUUAAUUUGCUUCCCGGUAAUAUAAGUUCACGUUCCUUAACGGCGUAUCCCGAAUCUUCUACAAGUUCCAUAGUAUCAAAUGAUGACCAUCCUCAUUCCCGACAUUAUAGUAAGAAAAAUAGAAUCCGUCACGGUUGUGAGAUUUUUCCAUCUUGUUUCAUGCCAAUGUCUCCUGGACCACGAGACGACGAUUCCAAUUCCGAUUCUGGUUCCGGUUCUGAUAAUAGUGAUGCAAGCUCUAUCCAUGAACUGGGCCCGAAUGGUAAUGAUAACAAUGGAACGGAAUCUAACGGAAACAUGUAUUAUGAUUAUCCAAGAAAUGGUUCUUGGUAUGGUCGUCAUAGGCGAACGGAAUCCCGAGAGUACGUUGAACAAAAUGUUCGGUUUAGCCGAACUUUAAGCGUUGGAAGACUUCGCGACAGGGUUCUUCAUAGACCAACGCUUCCUGAAUUACAACGGGAAGCUGUGAAUGAUGUUGAUGUUCGUGAUAUGGGACCGCGUUUGUCUAAUGAGAAUGUGAUGAUAUCCACAACGUCUUCUAGUUAUUCUUCAUCCACCGUAACCAACACUUUGUAUGGGAAUCAUGAUUUUGAAGUUGAAAAUACGGGUGCUAGAGAAACAAGCUAUAGCAAUCUUUUGGAACAUCGGGAAAAUUUUAAUGAACGGAGAAGAAGAAUACGAUCGCAGGUACAUGCAUUGCAACGAUUGGAAGGUCGUUUUACGAAUCUUGGUCAUGAGAGGUCUUGUAUAUUGUCAGGUCAGUAUCGAACAGGUCACUGCGCAUGUCCUCUUAAUAAUCAAGAUCUAAAUGAUGGGACCAAUGAUAGGCGCAGCAUAUCAAGAAUUGUUCUAUUGACUGAAGCUCUCUUUGAGGUUUUGGAUGAGAUUCGCCAGCAACCUGUAGUUUCUUCAUCCCGACCCGCACUUUCUUCAAUCGGAUCGGGUCCCACUCCAACUGAAGUUGUGGAAGCACUUCCUGUUAAACUUUACCGCAAGUUGUCAAAGCAUGUGACCGAAGACGAUGCACAAUGUUACAUUUGCCUUGUUGAAUAUGAGGAUGGAGAUGAAGUUCGGGUUCUCCCUUGCCAUCAUGAGUUUCAUAGAUUAUGCAUUGACAAAUGGCUCAAGGAAAUUCACAGGAUUUGCCCCUUGUGUCGCGGUGAUGUUUGCAAAGCUGGCUCAUUUCCUGAUGAGAGUUCACAGUUGUAGGUUUUAGUAAAAGCUUGGAACUUGAGAUGCUGCAGCCUACAUCGGGGUGAGAUGGAAAGUCAAAAUCUUGACCUUUUCGUUCUAAUUAUCCUUAGAUUUCAGUCUUUUCUAUUGGAUAAUUGGUUUGUGGUCGAGUUUCUCGGCUCAGUUUGAUUAGUAUUGUAGUAAAGAAUGGAACUUUUCAUGCCAAGCAAUUUGCUGCCAGAAUUCCUUGAAGAAUAACAGAGAAAAUGAGGCUUGAAUCGGCUUCUUUCCUAGAAGCUUUAAUGGAGAUCUUGAUGUAUUAUGUAAUUAUAUUCUUUCAGAUUAUAGUGUCAAAUUAUAAGUUUCUUUCUGCCUGUGUGUUUCAUGCUUCAUCCUUUUGUGGUGGCUUGUGCCUUGCUUUGGGCAAGAAAAAGAAUGAUCAAUGCUGGUAAUUAUUUGACUUUUAGGUCAAGA
This is a messenger RNA of Helianthus annuus (common sunflower), 2303 nucleotides long. RefSeq lists its product as uncharacterized. NCBI's taxonomy places the organism in Eukaryota, Viridiplantae, Streptophyta, Magnoliopsida, Asterales, Asteraceae. The coding region runs from base 282 to 1865 and encodes 527 amino acids. The record is from RefSeq and is a predicted model, not a curated record. The transcript has 6 exons.